Tarenaya hassleriana is the source of this 1213-nucleotide messenger RNA. RefSeq lists its product as uncharacterized. The coding region runs from base 93 to 920 and encodes 275 amino acids. Gene Ontology annotation, cellular component: membrane; clathrin vesicle coat. The transcript is spliced from 3 exons. Gene Ontology annotation, biological process: endocytosis. The record is from RefSeq and is a predicted model, not a curated record. Lineage: Eukaryota; Viridiplantae; Streptophyta; Magnoliopsida; Brassicales; Cleomaceae.
CACGAUCUUCAAAUCCGCACGUCUCUGCACUGCGACUGGGAAUAUUACAACCUCCCGAGGACAGACACAGAGAGAUCUUCUCACCGGUAACGAUGUCGUUCGAGGAGGAGGAGGAGGAGGCCUUCGAGCACACCCUCCUUGUGGUUCGAGAGGUCUUCCUCUACAAGAUCCCGCCGCGGACUACCUCCGGCGGCUACAAAUGCGGCGAGUGGCUCCAGUCCGACAAGAUCUGGUCCGGUCGCCUCCGCGUCGUCUCCUGCAAGGAUCGCUGCGAGAUCCGACUGGAGGAUCCUAGCUCCGGCGAUCUCUUCGCCGCUUGCUUCGUCGAUCCCGGUCGGAGAGAGAACUCCGUCGAGCCCUGUCUCGACUCGUCGAGGUACUUCGUUCUCCGGAUCGAGGACGGGCGUGGGAAGCACGCGUUCAUCGGGCUAGGAUUUACGGAGAGGAACGAGGCGUUUGAUUUCAAUGUCGCGUUGUCGGAUCACGAGAAGUACUUGAGGAGGGAGAAGGAGAAGGAGAUUGGCGAGACGAGUGAGAGCGACGAUCACAUCGAUAUUCAUCCUGCCGUCAAUCACAGGCUGAAGGAAGGAGAAACCAUAAGAAUCAAUGUGAAGCCCAAACCGACAAGUGGAACCGGGAUGCUCUCAGCUGCUCUUUCAGGAAACGGGAAGCCUAAGCCGCUAGCUCUUGCUCCACCACCGGGCAGUGCUGCAAAAAUCAGCUCACCUUUGCCACCGCCUCCAAAUGAUCCCGUGGCUUCGAGAAUGGUAUCUGAUAGCUGUAGGGAAUCAAAAGAUAACACAAGACGUGGAAACGAUCCUCUAUCAGAUUUUUCUCAGCUCAAGAAAAAUCUUCCCGCGACGAUGGGAUCGGGUCAGACCAAGGCCACCGGAGCUGCAUCUGGGUGGGCGGCUUUCUGAUCUCCUCCUGUUUGGGACCGGACUUCAUCUCUCGCCUUCAUCCUUCUUGAGUCAGAACAAGUGACAAGAUCAAGAGCACACUAGCUAACGCAAGAAGGUGAACAACGAAGAGCAAGAGAGUGAGGUAAUGGCAUAUGUUCUGUGGUAAAUUAUGUGUUUUUCUUUGUAACCCGGACACUUCCUGUGUUGUGUGAUCUUUCUUUUGUUUCCCAUUGUUUAAGGGAGAGAGAGAGAGAGAGAGAGAGAGAAUCUUAUAAUCACAUCAAGAAAGAGAAGGUAUUUCGUUUUUAUUA